ACAAAAUCGUUAGGAAUCGGCAGUCAUUUUGUUGAUAGAAAGUGAACUGUGAUAAGAUUCGUCUAUAGACAUAGGCGCGCAUUAAGUAAACUUUGUGUACCCCGAGUUACACCAGCUGGCACGGGACAACGCUGAAAAAUACAGCCUCGCUCUUUGAAUUUCUUGCAUAUCCAUUGACCAGAACACUUCGUUUUAUAUUAUAUCAAAAAGAAAGGAUCGAAGAUCGAACUGCGUGGAAAUUGCUUUGGAAGACAGUAAAGUGAUAUUGCUUAAGUUUUUCACUCCAAAGAACACCAAAAUGCCAGCUUUCAAUAUGAGUGCCAACGGUACAAUUUUUCAGAUCUUAGAAGGAGGCUGUUUCUUAAACGACGCCCUAUUCAUUCAAAUCUUUCGUAUGAUUCCAUACAUCAUCAUAAUCCCUCUCUCAAUCCUCGGUAACCUAUUGGUCAUCUACAUCGUGUACAAGGACACCUCCAUGCGUAAAACAAUCAAUUACUUCAUCGUAAACAUGAGCAUCGCAGACCUAGUGAUAACCAUCAUCUACAUGCCAAGAGUCCUCACUAUACUCCUGUGGGGAUAUAUAUGGCUCGUUUCUGGUCCAAUGGCAAACGUUCUGUGCAAAGCCGUGCCUUUUCUCUACGAAGUCGCUGUCCUAUCCUCAAUACUAACUGUAGUGGCUAUCAGUUUAGACCGACUUUUUGCAGUAGUCUGGCCUUUGAAAAAAAUCCUCACCAAAACUACUUGCAAAGUUCUCAUGAUGUUGAUAUGGUUGGUUGCCAUGGUUUCCCGCUGGCCAAUACCCUACGCCGUGAAGUUACAGAUAGUCAAGAACGAUGUCUAUUGUUUUGUCUAUUAUGACGUUGUAUUUUCCCCGGGAUCUGAUUUACUAUUUUACAAGGUAACUUUAAUAAUAUUCUACGCUCUUCCAUUGACAGUCAUUUCAAUAACUUAUACUGCAAUUAUGAUAACACUACAUAGACGAAAAAUUCCCGGGUCUACCCCUGAGACGACGGGUCAGGAUCUGCGCAUUGAGCUCCUAAAUCGUCAAGUGAUGCGCAUGGUGUUAGUAGUAGUCGGCAGUUUCGUUUUGUGCUGGUUGUUGUAUUUCAUCACAAUGGUACUUAGGGCUAUCUAUCUAGUGGAUAUACCUUGCGACUUGUUCUAUAUGCGUCUAAUGCUUGCUCAUUGUAAUUGCGCUAUCAAUCCGUGUCUAUAUGUGACUUUAAGUGAGAAUUAUCGUAGAGGGUUAAUGAGGAUUGUAAAGAGGGUGAAAGGAUUCUGUUGUAUGGGUAGUGGACGCAUGCCCAAUGAGAGGGUUGUGGAGCUGGGUGUUAGCAAUACGGCGAUGGAACUGACUACAAAUAGAGGAAGUAGUAGUUGAUUCGCUUAUUCGACUGAGGAAGAAGUAACAAAGAAAGAAGGAAAUAAAAGAAUGAUGUGGGAAAAGGAAGCAAGAAAGCAAAUGAUGAUGAAGGGAAGAAGCAAACGAAACAACAAAGCAAGCAAGUCAGGAAAGAAAGGAAAGGAAGGAAGGAAGGAAGGAAGGAAGGAAGGAAGGAAGGAGGGAAGGAGGAAAAGUUUGGCUACUGAGUAAAAGGGCAAAAAUGAAAUAUAGAUAAGUAAUGCAGCCACACCUAAGAACAAUAGCAAAGAACUGAUUUAGAUAUACUUUAGCAAGCCAACUAGUAAGCAGAAAAGGAAUGAAGAACAAAAGAAAAAAUAAACAGCUGUUUCUAGUUACUAGUGCACUAUAGAAGGAUAUUAGAAUGCAAUAUUAUCUUACUCC
Molecule: messenger RNA, 1786 nt
Organism: Actinia tenebrosa (Australian red waratah sea anemone)
Lineage: Eukaryota; Metazoa; Cnidaria; Anthozoa; Actiniaria; Actiniidae
Product: RYamide receptor-like
Biological process (GO): G protein-coupled receptor signaling pathway
Cellular component (GO): plasma membrane
Molecular function (GO): G protein-coupled receptor activity
Source: RefSeq, a predicted model, not a curated record